GAAUCCGGCAUCGUUCGGGGCAUUGUCUGUGGCUUUUUCAUGCCUUUACCGUGUUGUUGCCUGAAAGUAUUACAUCGUUCACCGGAAACUAGCGCCGUUUUAUCCGUUUGUUUACGUGCAUAGACACCGUAAUACGACACGUGUUCAUUUCCGUAUAAUAAUUAUUAUUGGGAUCCGAGGCAGACAAACACCCGUGAUCCGAUUCGAAGGACGUGCGCAAUGUGGAUUUUACUUUUAAUUUGUAAUUAUCUCAGAUGGGUGCCAUAUGGAGCCGUCCGGUAGAUAUACCAGUGAUAACUGCAGCUCCAGAAUUAGUCGUCGAGUCUUUUGAUAGCAUUACUGUUGAUUCUGAAAUAAAAGACCCAGACGAGUUUGAUAGGUAUUUGUCCAGUAUACGUGAACGACGACACGAUGCUAUUGCAUCAAUUAAAGCUGAAAUGAAUCGAUUAAAGGAGUACAAAGAUGAACUGGAAAUGGUGAGAAAAGAAAAAAUAGGACUAGAGCAACAAGUCAAAGCUCUUAAACAAGUAUCAAACAUUAGCAAUGACAUGUUGAAAAUCAGAGAAGCACAGGUGAAUGAUUUAAAAAAACGGUUGCAAGAAAUGGAAACGCAUGCAGACGAAUGUUUAGCCGAUCUACGCGUGGAAUAUCAGAAACAAAUUGAUAAUAUUAGAAAUUUGCGGCAGCUUUACGAGGAGAGAGCAGAAGCGGCAGCCAUGGGCCAUGAAAGGGAAAUUAAUAAAGAGAGAGCCAAAAAUUCUCUGCUAGAAGCUAAACUUGCCGAAGAACUUAACAGUAAGCAGGGUAUGAAUGAUUUUAUAGCAAAAUUGGAAACUGAGGUCCAAGGCAAGCAAGCUGAGUACGAACAAAUGAAAGCAAAGUAUAUGACUACAUCAGCAGACAGAAUGAGUCUUGCGUCUCAAAUGUCUUUGGUCAAUAAUUUGUUCUCUACUUUAUUGUCUGGUGACGAAGGACCUGAUUUCGAUCGAUUUGCUCGGAUGCUAGAAGAAAAUAGGGAGCUGAUAUCUGACUUGACUUUUAAUGGGGAUAUUAAUGAAACAGCUUCUGUCCUAAUGGAUAUUGCUGGCGACACAUUGGAGCGUUCACAAGAAGCAAGUUGUACAUCGAAUCGGGAAAAAAUUGCUUCAAAUCUGCCAAAAGUUUGGAGAAUACUUGUAGAACUAUUGGGUCAUUAUGACGAUAAAACGGCAAAUGAGUCAAAACCAGAGGAUGAAAACGAAUCUAGGGCUGCUACGGUGAGCAGAACAUUUUUGAAAUUAAAAGAUCUCAUUCUUGAAAAAAAUGCAUUGGUAAAAGAUAUCGGUAGACUGAAAACUCUAAAUGACCAUUUAGAAUCUCGACUUGAUCAUCAACAACAACGGCUUUCAAUCGUUUCUGCUGAGUUAUGCAAAGCAUGGAAUGCCGUAGCCAAUCUUAAUGCGCAACAUCGAAAGCUCCAUACUCAUGAAAAAAUUCUUAGAUAUGAACUGCAACACAAGAGAACUGUUCUAAAUGAAUUGAAAAAAGAGUUAGAGUAUUGUCGAGAGAAAUGGGAUCAAGCAAGAUUGAAAAAUUCACAGUCAGAAGAAGACUGGAAAUCUUUGAGGGAAGAAUUUUCCCGGAGAAAGUGCAAUAGUACAUCAGUAGAGAGUGGAUUCGAAGAUGAUGAAAUUAGAGUAGCUAUCGCUGAUAGUGGUGCUUGUAGUGAUGAGGAUGAGAGUUGGUUAAAAACAUUAUCUUUGGACACUUCAGAAUCAGAAGUUGUAGAUGAACCUCAAACAGAAAAUAAAACAACUGGAAUUAAAAGAUUAGAGGAACAGAGUAGAGCAUUGCUUAAUCAAAUGGUGCGUACUUCCCGAACUAGUGACUUUAUUACCGAGCGACUAGAGGAAUUACAGAGGCAGUAUGGACGGUCUGGGCGAUCGAUCACAUCUGAAAAUGAAAAUACAAUUUUAAUAGAAAAUGAAAUACCUGGGACUAGUAGUUCGAAUCCAAUCGUUUUACAAUCAAAUAAAGAAAUUGUAACAAAAACCGAUAUAAUUGUUUUACAAUCGGAUGAAAAUGGUUUACAAUCAAAUGAAACUGUUCCACAACCUGAAGAGGAAAGACUGCAACAAAAUACAUCUGUGUUACGGCCGGAAGAAGAUGAAAGACUCCAACGAAGAGCAGCAAGAUUAAAAAGAUUAGAAGAACAGUGUUUAGGUUUAUUCAGACAAGUGAGUGAGACAAACGCUAGGAGUGAUAUGAUAUCUGAUCGGUUGGAUGAGGUUCAUGCUAGACAUGUAGCUAGAUCCAACGAUCGACAGUCAACUUCCAUUGCUAUCACUGUUCCCUCCGACGAGUCACCUGAAAGUGUUUGAUCAGAAACAAUUAUAAAAACUCGAAUGAAACGUUUCAUUUAUGUAUGUAUAUUUUUGAAUCAAAACUACAGAAAUGACGGCCAAUAAACCAUUAAACAUGUUACAUUUCUGAGAAAUACAAAGAAUAUUAAAAAAAAAAAGAAAAAAAAGUUAACACACAAACACGUUUAACA
Messenger RNA from Sipha flava (yellow sugarcane aphid), 2533 nucleotides. RefSeq names its product myosin-J heavy chain. The record is from RefSeq and is a predicted model, not a curated record. The transcript has 5 exons. Bases 255 to 2360 code for a protein of 701 amino acids. NCBI's taxonomy places the organism in Eukaryota, Metazoa, Arthropoda, Insecta, Hemiptera, Aphididae.